Molecule: messenger RNA, 1374 nt
Organism: Seminavis robusta
Lineage: Eukaryota; Bacillariophyta; Bacillariophyceae; Naviculales; Naviculaceae
Source: the annotation of a GenBank genome assembly
AUGCACCAGGGAUUGCUCUCGUCUUGCUGGCUGAUUCUCCUCGUCGCUGCUUCAGGCGAGGAGGCACACGAAAUGACAAGCAAUAAUUCGAGCCUCGCUGAGGAUGAUUAUCAACUCUCCGAGGAAUAUGGAGAUGAUUACUAUGGAGAUGAUGAUUAUUAUGACCUCGAUUUCACACCACGGCAGGCGAAUAUCAUGGCCUAUCUACCAAAGCCAUUCUCCCUGCUCUCUUUAGUGUGCUCUUAUGUUAUAAUCCGGGAGAUUUUGUGUGAGAAGAAAAUCAGAGGAAGAGUGGGUGGUACACCCCUGAAUCGAAUGCUCAUGGCCAUGGCCAUUGGAGACAUUAUCUUCAGCUUGGCCUAUUUUAUUGGGGUUUGGGCUGCACCUCCAGAAGCAGCCUAUGGGCUGGAAGGGCAUGGUACUGUGGGAUCCUGUACCUUUCAAGGAUUCCUUGUCCAGCUGGGGUUGAUGCUAUCCGUCUUGUCAAGCACCAGCCUAUCCUUCUUCUAUUUACUUUUGGUUGGACGAAAUUGGAGGGACAGUGAUUUGGAAGCAUGGGAGUUUCCUAUUCAUGGCGUAAUAUGGCUCAUUGCACUUGGGCUAGCAAUCUACCCGCUCCCUUUGCAACUAUACAACAGCGCUGGUGAAGUCUGUUGGAUAGAAUCCGUCCCACCAAGUUGCUCCGGUGAUGACUGCAUGAGAGGCCCAGAUCCCUGGGUCCACCAAGUGAUCGGCCUGGUAUUGCCAUUUGUGUGUCUUCUGCUGAGCUUGCUCAACUUGGGGUUUAUACUGUGCAAGGUACGCCAGGUAGAAAACACAACCAGACGGUAUGCUGGUAGCGUUUCGGCUUCCGCCACCUCUGCAUCGGCCUCCGAUGGCAGAGUAUCGGCUGUAAGUGAUUCAGCACUCAGGAGCAGCUCUGUAAAUCGGAAAAAGUCCAAUGCAGUUGCAAAGCAGGCAGCAUUCUACACAUUUGCAUUUCUUUUGACAUACCUCCCUGAUCUAAUCAUUGCAGUGAAGUAUAAUGUGGGUGGACUAGUCAGGAUUGGCGCUGAGUAUUUUGCAUAUUGUGUAGUCUUGCCGUCGGCAGGGACAUUCAACUUUCUUGUUUUUUCAAGGAUGAGGCGAAUGAAAACACCAGAGGGGCGCGUCCUGAGAAGUGCAUUUUUUUGCCUGUGCUGUAGGGCCCCCAUGGAUUCAAUGACUUCAGUAUUUGGCCGAACACAGGCGACCUGCACGGAUGUGCCUGAGGUCUCUACGCUGCAGCGCGAAGACGCCAACAAAACAACCGUCGACCAGGAUCACGAAAAAGGCAAUCACGUUCGGACAGACAUGGAGAAUGAUGAGAGCAAUGAUGAGUUUGCCUGUGAGUGA